AUGGCCGCCUGUCAAAUGCUUUGUCAGUGGCUGGAAGACUGCCUGGCCUCUAGCACCUCCAACAGGCCGUGUGGGAUAAUGCAGACGCCAUGUUUAUGCUGGGACCCACCUCCGCAACUUAACCCUGUGGACGGAGGCUGCUUCCACAAUGGAGUUUACCUGGAAAACUGUUUGCCGAGUGCCAAGGAGAGCAAAAAGGAUGCGGAACUUACCGACAAGAUGUGGCCUGACAUCUUGAUCCUGCCCUCAUCCGGACUACAGCUAGAGGGAGAGAGCAUUUCCCGUCUCGUCUUUCGGCUCCAAACCCUCGCUUCAUCCAUCUUUGCUCUGAUUCCUCUCCCCAUCCCCCGUCGGACUGGCUCUGUGAUGUGA
Molecule: messenger RNA, 372 nt
Organism: Knipowitschia caucasica
Lineage: Eukaryota; Metazoa; Chordata; Actinopteri; Gobiiformes; Gobiidae
Source: the annotation of a GenBank genome assembly